AUGGCUGAAAUAGAAACUGUGCAAGAGAAUUCAUCGAUUGUUGUUGUUGUACCUAAUAAUAAAAAUCCAGAUACUAAUGAAAAGAUAUCAGAUCAAAAUUCUCAGCCUAAAAUUGAAACGACAUCAACAUCUAAUAAUAAUUUUGAAUCAAUAAAACCUUCAAAUGAUAUUCCAAGAAAUCAUUCCACGCAUAAUAAUUCAUUUAAUGAUAUGACUAAUGGCAUGCCAAGAUUAUCUGCGUAUAAUAUGCACCCAAGAUAUCAUCCGAAUUCCAGUCGUUUUCGUCCACAAUUAAAUUAUUCACAUCGUUAUCCAACAUCUGCUGUUUCGUACUUUCCUUCACAAAUGCAUCAACUUACUACUCAAGCAGAAAUAGCUGCUUUUACUCCACCGUUGAUGUCACUUCAAUUUCCUGAACAGCAACCUUCUAUAAAUCAGCGAAAUUAUUAUACACCGAGACCAUAUACAAGGCAUCAUUCAAAUAAACAAACAUCUUCAGCAAUUCAGAACAAAUCGGAAACAACAGUAUCACAACCAGAAUAUUAUGUAGAUAAUUUUGCACCAAAUUUUUCGGAUAAACCCUCAUCUUCAACUAAUAAUGAUAAUAAUAAAUCUAAAACAAAACAUGUCACUUUUCUAGAACCAGAAAAAGCAAAUGAAUUAUCAACAAAUGUCUCGAAUAAUGUAUCAUUUUCACCAUCAUUAGCAAAUAAUUCUGUUCAUUCAUCUUCUACCUGGUCAUCACCAGUUCCACCUAUGCAUUAUCCUCCAUAUCACCUGAACCAAUAUCCUUAUCAUAAUCAACGAUAUCCUUACAAUCCUUCUUAUCCACAAUAUCCUAAUAUGAUGAUGAAUCAAACUUAUAUAGAUCCUCAUUAUAAUAUGAAUAUGAUGCCAACAUAUCCUUCAUGGCAGCCACGAUUAUAUGAUCCGACACAACAACAAUCACAUGUUCCUUAUCCAUUUCAACAAAAACAACUCUAUGAUCCAAAAAAACCUAAAACAUCAGCAACAUCUGAAUCUCAUAAUACACCGAAAGUAAUUCGUAGUAUCACACCAAAAAAUAAGAAAAAAACAAAACAAACAAAUAAUAAUGAUGAUUCAAUUGUAUCAACAUCUGAACCUAUUCCACAUCCAAUAACUAUUCUUCGUAAACCGAGUACAGAUACUGAAAUUACGACACCAUCAACAUCAACUGAGAAUAAACCUUUUUUCCCAUCUGAAGAAAAAGAAGAAGAAGAAGUGCAACAACCGACUAUUACACCUGUUGAAGAUCAUUCAAAUGUCCCAUCUGAAAAUGAACAGAUAAAUAUUCCAUCUAUAGAUAAUCAAUCUGAAUCAAAUACAGUUAUAUCAUUAACAACUCAUGAACUUUUAUCUAUUCUUCAAAGUGCAAAUUGUAUAUCAACUUUAAAUGAAUAUGCUCAACAAAAGAAAUUUACAAUAAAUUAUGAAUUUUCUUCUAUAUCUCCAUCAUUAUUUACAUGUAUAAUUUCUAUUAAUAAUCGUCAAUUUCCAGCAUCUUCACCCUGCCCAUCAAAAAUUGAAGCACAAAAAUUAGCAUGUGAUCAAGCUUUACGUACUCUCUAUCGUGAAUUAAGUACUAAUGAACAAUCUUUACCUGAUCUUUCAAAUAUACAUGAUUAUAUUGCACUUCGAUCUUUAUCAAAAUUUCAAGAUUUAAAUGUUAAUGAAUUAUUAUUAGGUCGAAAAACAUUAGCAUGUAUAUUAAUGGUAACAAAUGGUCAAUUUGAUCAAGCAUGUGUAAUUAGUAUUGGUACAGGUAAUGGUUGUCUUGCUGAAACAAAUUUAGUUUAUGCCGAUGAUGGAACAGCUUUACAUGAUUGUCAUGCUGAAAUACUUGCACGUCGUGGUCUUAUUCGAUAUUUAUUCGAACAAAUUAAACAAUCAAAAGAUAGUAAAUCAUCUAUUUUUCAAUAUAAUUCAACAAUCAAUAAAUAUGAACUUCAUGAAAAUAUCACAUUUCAUAUGUAUAUAUCAUCAUUACCAUGUGGUAAUGCUUCCUUAGAACUUUCAACAAAUUCUAUACGUUAUAAACAAGGUCAAAAAGAAGGUACUAUACUUGCAUCAACAGAUACAACAAUAAAAUAUCCAAUUAAAUCAUGUAGUGAUAAAAUAUGUCGAUGGAAUAUCUUAGGUAUUCAAGGUGGUCUUUUAGUAAAUUUACUUACAAAACCAAUUUAUCUUAAUACAAUAACAUUAGCAUGUGAAACAACAUUUAAUCGUAAUCAAGUGAAAUAUUCAUUAUGUGAACGUUUAAAUGAACAUUGUCAUUUAUUACCAACUCCAUUUGUAUUUCAUUUACCGGAUAUUGAUUGUCCAAAAACAAAAACAUUUCAACAAGAAAGACAAGUAGCAAAACUCCAGACAAGUGCAUUUGCAUGGAAUAUUACUCAAUCAGACAGAAAUGAAUUAUUAGAACCCAUGACUGGAAAAUUGAAAAAUGAUCGAUCAAUAUCAUCUUUAAGUAAACAAAAUCUUUUUAAAGAUUUUACAAAUUUUAUUCAAACAAAUGACAAUUCUCUAUCCUAUACAACAUAUCAACAAGCUAAGCAACUCAAUAAAACAUAUGUUAAAGUAAAAGAAUUAAUUUCAACAGCAUUUCAAAAUGUAUCAUCUGAUAUAAAUAUAUCAUGGUUAAGUAAAAGUGAUCAACUUGAACAAUUUUCAAUUCAAUAA
This is a messenger RNA of Adineta steineri, 2700 nucleotides long. Lineage: Eukaryota; Metazoa; Rotifera; Eurotatoria; Adinetida; Adinetidae. The record is from the annotation of a GenBank genome assembly.